UCAGUAUGGAUUUGCUCGAAUUUCCUCUAGAAUUAGUAGUGGAUGUCUAUCCUUGGUAGCAGGAGAUAGAAAAUUUGAAUAGGACAAAUGCACCAGGGACCAGAGGUGAAAGAGACAAAUGGCGAGCUCGAGAUUCUCGAGCCAGCACUAGUGCCCGUGCAUCCGCUACUCAACUUUUCUCUAGAUACAAAAAGGAGGAGAAGAGUAGAGAAAUGGAAAACUAUUCCUCUGGAACCCAAAGGAGAGAUAGAUUGUGUUGAUUUCUGCGAGUACCAAGGAUGGGGUGCAAAGCUAAGGCAGAGACUUGAUCAUGUUGGGCUUGUGACACUCUUCAGUAGUAAUGGCAAUGGGGCAGGGAGGGAUGGAUACCUCAAUACUUAUACCGCCUCGCACCAAUCUUAGGUUGAGGUGAAUCACCUAUUCUUACAUGUUAUCUGGAAAAAAUACACGUAAAUUGGAGUGGUUGCAUGCCAAUAUGAAGGUUAUUUGAAAGUUGUUUUUAGUGGUCUACCCCAAUAUUGUUUACUCUCUUUCCCAUAACGAAAUGAAAACUUUUGAAUUAUGCCCUAAAAAUAUGUUUUCAUAAGCAAGAAAUGUAGUAAUGCUUGACAGAUUAAUCAAUUUUUCGCUUGGUGGAAUCAUUGAAUUGGUAGUGAUCCUGUUAAUGCAACGACAUGUUUAAAAAUUUUCUUGAAAGUACCAGUAAGAUAAAUAGAUGAGCUAUUAUUCGUGUGGGUAUUUCAUUUAGUUCAACUACAAUAUUUAUAUGUGGGGUGUUUUAUUCCUUAAAUAUUUGAACUUUAUUUGAGGCUAGAUUUGAUGAAUCCAUUUAUGGUAAUUGCUUAGGGUUUUUUUAUGAACUUAUAUAUCUGUUGAAAUUUAAAUUAUUGUUGUUUGUGAGAGAAUUCUAAUGAACGUUCCAUAAAAACUUGGGCAUUGAUAGAUUGGUUAAAUUGCUUGCUAAUUUGGGACAUGGAAUUGGUUGAACACAUUUAGUUAGUUGUGAUAACAAGUAAACAUGGUAGUGGUUGUGUUGUUCUUAGUUGUCACACGAGUUCAUACAAAUGAAAUUAAAGAAUAACUUCAUUGUUUGUGGCAAUUGAAUAGUUAAAUGGGAAAUAGUCUUACAUAUAAAUAUAAGUGGGGAGCAAGGAAUGGAUUUAGAGGCUGUCUUAGGUGAAAUUUGAGUUUGUUUAUUUAUGUGAUAAGAGUUAGCUUUGACAAAUUUUUCUUUGUACCAAUGUUUCAAAUAGUCAUUAAUUGAAGUUUUUUCGAAGGCGUUAAUCAUCAUAUUUUCCAUCGAAGGACAAUAAUUUUCUUUUAUAGUGAAGAUUGACUAUGUAUGUAUCAUAGGAAGCAACUCUCAUGUUGUCAUUUAUGGACUUUUUUUUAUAUAAGCAACACUUUGUUUGUAAUCAUAUAUGUUACUAUUAGUUGCAUUUUCUUUGUUAGUCAUUUGGCAUUUCUCAUGAUUCAAUGCAUUCAAAGCAUAUAAAGAGUAGUUUGAGUAUUGUGUAGAUAGUUUAUGACAAAAUACAAAGCAAAAUAUACAUUAUGAGUAUGAAUGACACAUACGAAUUAUAUAAUCAUCAAACUCUCCCGGCCAAAAGGCCGGGCAUUGUGCUAGUAUUCUUUAGGGGGACUUUUCUUUUCUUUGAAGGGAAAUAAUAAUAGAGUUCGUUCAUAUGGUUUUGAGGGAUUUGGGUCCAAAUCUCUCAAUCAAAAAUUAUAUAUUUUGUAUGUAGGAUUUAGGUAAAUUUCUUGUGUGUUUACAAAUCAAGGUUUUCAAUGAAAAGAAUCAAAAUACAAUAUUUCCCUUCUAUUCAUCUUCUUCAAUUCUUUCUCUACUUCUAUUGAAACCUCGAACCCAGAAUCUGAAGGAACCUCGACCAUCUAUUUCCAUAGUUAGUUUGCUUCUCUGGCUAAGACAGCGUGACGACGACUGUUGGAGUAAGCAGAGGAAUGAAUAAUGAAGAACAUGUCAAUCCCCGAACACACCAGCAACAACUUGUUCUUCACUCGAGUUCAUGAUGCAGAGCUGUUGUAGACUGAUUGCUUGCCAAUUCGGAACGGUGUCCUUCUUCAUUCAUUCGAAGUCAACAAGAAGACUUGGUCUAUUAAUCCAGAACGUUGUCGUUCCAAUUAGCAACUGUAAAUGGUUUAUUGCUCGACACAUGUACAGAUUACAUUGGAUAGGUUAAUUGGUAGUUUUCCGUUUUUACUGUAAAGUAGUCGUUUAAACUUUUUCCUUUUUCUCUGUAAAUAUGCUCUGCAGUAUAAAUGGGAAUGAGAAAC
Molecule: messenger RNA, 2295 nt
Organism: Linum trigynum
Lineage: Eukaryota; Viridiplantae; Streptophyta; Magnoliopsida; Malpighiales; Linaceae
Source: the annotation of a GenBank genome assembly